Sesamum indicum (sesame) is the source of this 794-nucleotide messenger RNA. RefSeq lists its product as uncharacterized. Gene Ontology annotation, molecular function: calcium ion binding. The record is from RefSeq and is a predicted model, not a curated record. NCBI's taxonomy places the organism in Eukaryota, Viridiplantae, Streptophyta, Magnoliopsida, Lamiales, Pedaliaceae.
CCUUUCAUUCUCACUUCAUCACUUACUCAAAUAUUGUUUGUCAUCCCUUCAAUUUGCCUUCAAACCUUAUAUAUAUAUAUAUAUAUUGUCUGUUUGUUUCUACUACGCACUACUACUGUGCAAUUGUUUUUCAUUGUAAUUGAAUGGAGAAAUACGAGCAAUACCAGAGAGUUUUCAACCACUUUGAUUUCAACGGAGACGGCAGAAUAUGUCCGGCGGAGCUACGUCAGUGCGUGGGCUCAAUUGGCGGGGAGAUGACGGCGGAGGAGGCGGAGGCGGCGGUGGUGAUUAUGGACUCGGACGGGGAUGGGUUGUUGUGCUUGGAGGAUUUCGUGAGAAUAGUGGAAGGAGCUGGAGAGGAAGAGAAGGCGGGGGACUUGAAAGCGGCGUUCAAAAUGUAUGAAAUGGAGGGAAGCGGGUGCAUUACGGCGAAGAGCUUGAGGAGAAUGCUGAGUAGAUUGGGAGAGCGGAGGAGCGUGGAGGAGUGUCGGAGUAUGAUAGCUCGCUUUGAUAUCAACGGGGAUGGGGUUCUAAAUUUCGAUGAGUUUAAGGCCAUGAUGUCUCCCUCCUAAUUCAUGAUCAUGAUCCAUCAUGAAUUUUAUUUAAUUUUUUUCCCCUUUUAACGAGGGAUAAUUCCCAAUCUGAGUUAGAAUUUCUGUUUCAGGAGUCUCUCAUCAUCAUAUUUGUGUAAUGAAUUCUAUAUAUUCUUGUAUCAUGUAUACACACCUUCAUAUAUAUGUACAUACAACUGCUGUUGCUGCUGAGAGUAUAAGACAUUCUUUGUAAUUGUGCUA